Messenger RNA from Pelobates cultripes (western spadefoot toad), 600 nucleotides. The record is from the annotation of a GenBank genome assembly. Lineage: Eukaryota; Metazoa; Chordata; Amphibia; Anura; Pelobatidae.
AUGGGCUGCACAAAGAAGCCAACUGACACAGGAGGCACCCCGAGACCCGCGGGCCCCGGGGGGGACCACACAAUCAGAUCCUACCUUCACUCCACGGCCCGCGCACGAUCGCCGCAACCGGAAAUGGAGGCCGCAAACCAAGCACCGGACUCCACUCCAUCCACACCGGCCAGGCACUUACCAGCCCAGUCCCUUGCUUUAGAACCACAGAUGCAGCCUGAAGAUGGGUGGAGAGAGAUACUGCCCAACCUCCUCACAAAAGCAGACUUUGAGGCCCUCUCUGAUCGCCUGGGUCGUGUGGUACGUGAGGAGGUGGCCCAACUCCGCGCAGACCUAGCAAAUGUGGAGGCUCGCAUGACCGUGGCGGAGGCGGAGACCAAGGCCCUCCGGACAGACCUGGAGCACACCAAUACGACAGUCACAGGCCAAGAAGCAGACAUGGCCUACCUCACCACAUGGAUAGAUGACCCAGACAACCGCGGCCGCAGGCUGAACCUUCGUGUCCGCGGGGUAAGAGAGGGAGGCCCGUCUGAGAAUAUCCCUGAAGCGCUGAGCAAAUAUUCACACAGGUACUGGGGGGUCAGCACAUACCCAGAAUAG